AUGGUAGAUCAGCCCAGUGAUGCCAAGGCCCCGGAUCCACAUGUCCAAUCCACCUCAAACUCAGACCGGGACCCCGAUGAGGAUCGCAUUUCCGUCGAGAAGGAGGAGAUCAAGGCCGGGGCCGAAGUGCGCCGUCCCGAGUUGAAUCUCAUCCAGAGCCAUGCCACUGAUGCCUCGGCCACCACUCAGGCCACCACCGUGCCUAGCCACACCGACCCAAAGAAAAAGAAGUGGUACAGGACAAAUCCUCUGAGAUGGGGAGAGUCUCCACCGCUUCCGACUGAGCGGCUGCCGUGUCCGGAGCACAAAGCCGGCUUCUUUAGCUUGCUAACCUUUCAAUGGAUGACGCCUCUGAUGACAGUUGGCUAUAGGCGGCCGCUUCAGGAAAAUGAUCUGUGGUCCGUCAAUCCAAACCGCGCCGCGGAGCCCAUGACUGACAAACUCCGCGCCGCCUUCAAGCGCAGAGUUGCCAAGGGCGAAAAGUAUCCCCUUCUCUGGGCCAUUCAAGAAACCUUCCGUUUUGAAUUCUGGCUAGGUGGCCUCGUCCAGCUCAUCUCUACCAUCCUUCAAGUCAUGUCACCCUUCACCCUCCGUUUCCUCAUCCAGUUCGCCACCGACGCCUAUAUCGCGAACAUCCAAAACCUUCCCGCGCCCCCCAUUGGACGGGGCAUUGGCCUCGUCCUCGGAGUCACGGCCAUGCAGAUUCUCCAGAGCUUGUGUACGAAUCAUUUCAUCUACCGUGGCAUGAUGAUCGGUGGUGAAGCGAGAGCGGUCCUAAUUGGUCUCAUCUUUGAAAAAUCCAUGGUUUUGUCUGGACGCGCGAGAGCCGGAGGCGCCAAGGAGCAGGACGCCGGUGCUCAGGAAGCCGAAGAAGAUUCGGAAAAGAAGGACCAGAAAAAGCCGAGUGACGACGAGAAGAAGAAGAAAGGCAAGAAAGGAGCUGGCAAUACACCCGGUAUAGCUGGAGACGGUGCCGGUUGGGGAAACGGUCGUGUCGUCAACUUGAUGAGCGUUGAUACCUAUCGUAUUGACCAGGCUUCUGCCCUCCUCCACAUUGCAUGGACCGCCCCCAUCGGAUGCAUCAUCACCCUUGUCGUGCUCAUUGUCAACUUGACAUACAGUGCUCUCGCUGGCUUCGCGCUUCUUGUCGUCGGCGUACCUGCCCUGACUCGUGCCAUCCGCAGUCUCUUCGUUCGCCGUAAAAGGAUCAACAAGAUCACCGACCAGCGAGUUAGUUUGACCCAGGAAAUUCUGCAGUCCGUCCGCUUCGUCAAGUACUUUGGCUGGGAGAGCUCCUUCUUAAAGCGUCUCGAGGACAUCCGAAGCCGUGAGAUUCACGGCAUUCAAGUCCUCUUGGCUAUCCGUAACGGCAUCAACGCCAUCAGCAUGUCUCUUCCCGUCUUUGCCUCCAUGCUUUCCUUCAUUACGUACUCUCUCACCGACAACAGCAUGAAGCCUGCCCAGGUCUUCUCCUCUCUCGCUCUCUUCAAUGGCCUGCGUAUUCCGCUCAACAUGCUUCCCCUCGUCCUCGGCCAGGCCGUCGAUGCGUGGUCGUCCAUCAAGCGUAUUCAGGAAUUCCUCCUCGCCGAGGAAAUGGAAGACACGGUCAUUCACAAACCCGAUGCUGAGGACGCUGUAGAGGUUCGCGAUGCGUCGUUUACUUGGGAACGGACUCCUACCCAGGAGACCGAAGUCAAGAAGGCGGCGGGAGACAAGGGCCGGAGACCUGCUUCGUCGGGGCACGAGUCCGACGGAACUUCGACCACACUCGCGGAGAGAGAGCCGUUUAAGUUACACAAUCUCGAUUUUUCCAUCAAGCGGAAUGAGCUAGUCGCCGUCAUUGGAACUGUGGGGAGUGGAAAGAGCUCGUUGUUGGCUGCUCUCGCGGGAGACAUGAGAAAAACAAGUGGAGAGGUUAUCCUUGGUGCCGAUAGAGCCUUUUGUCCUCAGUAUGCCUGGAUCCAAAAUGCGACUGUUCGGAACAACAUCCUGUUUGGCAAGGAUAUGGAUAAGGACUGGUAUAAGGAGGUUAUCCGAGCUUGUGCUCUUCAGCAGGAUCUGGACAUGCUUCCCAAUGGAGACAUGACUGAAAUUGGUGAACGAGGCAUCACCAUCUCCGGUGGACAGAAGCAGCGCCUCAACAUUGCUCGAGCCAUUUACUUCGACGCCGACAUUGUCAUCAUGGAUGACCCGCUCAGUGCCGUCGAUGCCCACGUUGGCCGCCACAUCUUUGAUAACGCUAUCCUGGGCCUGCUUAAGGACAAGUGCAGGAUCUUGGCGACUCAUCAGCUCUGGGUCCUCAACAGGUGUGAUCGAAUCAUCUGGAUGGAAGCCGGUAGGAUCCAGGCCGUUGACACAUUUGACAAUCUCAUGCGGGAUCAUGCCGGAUUCCAGCAGCUUAUGGAAACGACGGCGGUCGAGGAAAAGCGUGAGGGAUUAGAUCAACCCGGCGCUGGAGAUCUUGGGGCGGGCGAUCCAGACAAGAAGAAGAAGAAAAAGAAGGGAGCCGCGCUCAUGCAACAGGAAGAGCGUGCCGUUGCCAGUGUUCCUUGGUCCGUUUAUUCCGCUUAUAUUCGCGCCUCCGGGUCCUACUUUAAUGCCCCUAUCCUUCUUAUCGCUCUCGUAAUAGCCCAAGGCACGAAUAUUGUGACUGGAUUGUGGCUGUCUUGGUGGACUUCGAACAAGUUCGGUUUCUCUACGGGACAAUACAUCGGAGGUUAUGCAGGUCUCGGUGCCGUGCAGGUGCUCCUCAUGUUCACCUUCUCAGUCCUCCUCUCGAUCUUUGGCACGACGGCCAGUAAGAAGAUGUUGCAGGAAGCCGUCACCCGAGUGUUGCGGGCACCCAUGUCCUUCUUUGAUACGACACCCCUCGGACGAAUCACGAAUCGGUUCUCUCGAGAUGUCGAUGUCAUGGACAACAACCUAACGGAUGCCAUGCGAAUGUACUUCUUUACGCUGUCUAUGCUUUUGUCUGUCUUUAUUCUCAUCAUCGCAUAUUUCCACUACUUCGCCAUCGCUCUCGUACCGCUCUUCUUUCUCUUCAUCUUCUCGGCGUCGUACUACCGCGCAUCGGCGCGUGAGGUCAAGCGCUUCGAAUCAGUGCUCCGUUCUACUGUCUUUGCUAAGUUCGGAGAGGGUCUCACUGGCGUGGCUUCCAUCCGCGCCUACGGCCUGCAGAAUCGAUUUAUCAAAGAACUAAGGCAGUCCAUCGACGAGAUGGAUGCCGCUUACUAUCUUACCUUUUCGAAUCAGCGUUGGCUCGCUGUUCGGCUCGACCUAAUCGGCAACUGCUUGGUCUUCACGACGGGUAUCCUCGUCGUCACCUCGCGGUUCAACGUGUCGCCUUCUAUCGCUGGUCUCGUCCUGAGUUACAUCCUCUCCAUCGUCAUGAUGAUCCAGUUCACAGUGCGGCAGCUCGCCGAAGUCGAGAAUGGCAUGAACGCCGUUGAGCGACUACGAUACUACGGAAAGAACCUCGAGGAAGAGGCCCCGCUGCACACCAUCGAAGUGCGCGACACAUGGCCCGAAAAGGGAGAAAUCAUCUUCGACCACGUGCAGAUGCGGUAUCGCGAGAACCUACCCCUCGUGCUCCAAGAUUUCGACAUCCACAUCAAGGGAGGUGAGAGGAUCGGUAUCGUGGGGCGAACGGGAGCCGGGAAGAGUUCCAUCAUGUCGACGCUUUUCAGGCUUGUUGAGCUGUCGGGCGGUCACAUCACCAUCGACGGUGUCGAUAUUUCCACCAUUGGGUUACACGACCUCCGGUCCCGACUCGCCAUCAUUCCGCAGGAUCCUACGCUCUUCCGCGGUACUGUGAGGAGCAACCUCGACCCCUUCGGCGAGCACACCGACCUCGAACUCUGGUCCGCCCUACGGCAAGCGGAUCUCGUCCAGGACCAGCCUCCCGCCGCCCCAACAUCCCCCACCACCACCACCACCGAGCCCAACCCCGACGGCACAACCGAGAAGGAGUUGCCCCCCUCCUCCCCCCAAGCCCGCGACCAACAACCCUCCAUCCACCUCGACUCCGUCGUCGAAGAAGACGGCCUCAACUUCUCCCUCGGCCAACGCCAACUCAUGGCCCUCGCCCGCGCCCUCGUCCGCAACAGCCAGAUCAUCGUCUGCGACGAAGCCACCUCCUCCGUCGAUAUGGAAACCGACGACAAGAUCCAAAACACCAUCGCCACGGGCUUCAAGGGCAAGACCCUCCUCUGCAUCGCUCACAGGCUGCGCACCAUUAUUGGGUACGAUCGCAUCUGCGUCAUGGAUUCGGGGAGGAUUGCUGAGUUGGGGACGCCAUUGGAGUUGUGGGUUAGGGAUGGGUUGUUUAGGGGGAUGUGUGAGAGGAGUGGGAUUCGGGUGGAGGAUAUCAAGGGUGCGGAGGUAGAGAAGGAGGACUAG
Molecule: messenger RNA, 4398 nt
Organism: Scedosporium apiospermum
Lineage: Eukaryota; Fungi; Ascomycota; Sordariomycetes; Microascales; Microascaceae
Product: ABC transporter family protein
Exons: 3
Coding region: 1-4398 (1465 amino acids)
Biological process (GO): transmembrane transport
Cellular component (GO): membrane
Molecular function (GO): ATP binding; ATP hydrolysis activity; ABC-type transporter activity
Source: RefSeq, a predicted model, not a curated record